This is a messenger RNA of Penaeus indicus, 1457 nucleotides long. Its product is annotated as palmitoyl-protein thioesterase ABHD10, mitochondrial-like. The transcript is spliced from 3 exons. The record is from RefSeq and is a predicted model, not a curated record. Lineage: Eukaryota; Metazoa; Arthropoda; Malacostraca; Decapoda; Penaeidae. Gene Ontology annotation, molecular function: hydrolase activity, hydrolyzing O-glycosyl compounds. The coding region runs from base 360 to 1061 and encodes 233 amino acids.
AGGGGAAAAUGAAUAAAAAAUUGGGAAAAUGUUGUGCCCAUUUUUUAUAUUUUUUGUGAAAUGUCUCUAGACAUAGAUGGCUCUGCCUUACCUUAUUUCACCUUUCCUUGAAUUGGCAGGAAAAUGGAUUUUUUACUAGUGCUAUGAAUAUCGGUGGAGUUAUAUUUAUUAUAAACAUUAUAAUUACUAUAAUGUUAUAAACAUUAGUAAUAGAAAAAUAAGAUAAUAUAAAACAUUUUCAUAAAUUAAAGUAAAGGGUAAACGGGUGAGACAGGCAGUACACGUAAUUGGCUCAUUGGUGACUUAGUACAAGUGUAGCCAUCUAUGUGUAAAAACAAACAAGUUAACUCACAGUGGGUAUGUCACAGAUAAGUGACAUGCCCAUCGCGAAUGGGUUAAGCUGUUUUGUACUUAUGAAAGUAGAUUUUCAAACCAAAUUUUCUUGUAGAUUUGAUGCAACAGCACUUGGCGAAACGGAAGGCCCAAUAGAAUUAAAAGAUGCUAGAUUUUCCCACUGGCUACAAGAUGCUGAGGAGGUGUUAGUACAUCUGACUGAAGGACCACAGCUUGUAAUAGGAUCCUCCAUGGGCGGAUGGAUUGCUUCUUGCCUUGCUAAAAGAUAUCCAGAAAAAAUAUGUGGACUCCUUCUCCUUGCACCAUCCAUCAACUUCUCAGAAUAUUACGUCCAGCGUUUGCGUAAGAAUGCACCACCUGAACUGUUGGAAGUAUUAGAAAAGGGUGAGAGCUUUGAAUACAAUGAUCCAAAGUACGGACCUUACCCCCUGUCUUUAAGGGUGUUUCAAGAAAUGGUUCCUUAUGAGCUUCCCCUGGAGGAAGAUGGAGGAUACCCUGUUCAAUGUCCAGUCCGCAUAAUCCAUGGUACUGAGGAUACCUACAGCCCUUACAUGAACUCACUGAAGCUGCUCACAGGCUUUGAGACAAAAGAUGUCCAGCUAACCUACAUAAAAGGAACAGGCCAUCACUUGGACGACCCUGAUAGUCUCGAGAUGAUUUACAAGACCAUUCUAAGCAUGAUGAGCAUUUUACAGUCAAAAUUGUAACAAUGCUAAGUGAUAGGGCCAUGUUACCAACAACAGGAGAGCAAGCCAUCAGAGAUUGUCUGUUCUUAUUAAACCAAAGAAAGUAGAUAUAAUGGAUAUUGCUAAAAAAUACUUGUAAUUGUGAGAUACCUCUUUUUUGACUGACUCCAGAUUUGUUACUUUUUUUAGCAACUUUGGUUUGUGUAGGUUAAUUGCAAUGUCUCUUGUAUUUAUUCCUUCAUUUUUAAUAUUCUAGACUAUGUAACAGUUACAGGUAUAUCAUGUGUAGAAAAGUGUAUAUGAGAUUACUUUAUAGUUUUCAUUUAUUUAUAACUUAUGAUGUAAGUUCAAGUGAUUACUUAACAUUUAAUACUAAUAAUUUUAUGAAUUUAUUUAAAAAUAAUAUUGUUAGGUAAA